AUGGCAGAAAAUAAAGAAAUUAUUCCAGAGAAAGAGUUCGAGAUUGAAUCUGAAAUAUACAAUGAUGAUUCUAAAACAAACCAAGAAGAAAAGUUUGUACUGAAAGGAGGUUUAGAAAAUAAUCCUGAUCUAGAAACACAGGAAAUAUUUGAUGAUAUCUUAUAUCCUGACAAUGAAAAGAGAGAAAGAAGAGCAUGUGAAUUACAAGACGAUAUUAAAUUAUAUGUAAAUAAUCUUAUCGAAAAAGGAGAAAUGUUAAAUUCUAUUUUUGAAAAUUUAAAACAAAAAUUAGAUUUAAUUGAAGACGAAUUAAACUUUUCUGAAUUAAAAGAAGAAAUUACAAUACCGAUUUAUCAAGAAUAUAAUUUUUCAAUUUCUAAAAUUAUUAAAUAUGUGUUUGAUAUUGAAGUAUUUUCAAAAGUAACUAAUCAUGCUUAUAAAUUUAUAUUAAUGAAACGAAAGGAUGUUAAAAUUCCUUUUGAUAAUUUUGGGUUUAGUUGGACUUCUGAAGUUUUUGAAAGGAUACAAACAAUAUCUCUUGGUCUUGAUGGUGGUUUUGGUUUAUUUGAUCUAAUGAUAGGUGCUAUUUCUGGUACUAUGAAAAGAAAUAAACUGCAAAAAUUUAUUUGGGAAUGUUUACAACCACGCAUCGAAUUGAAACAUGAUGUGAUGGUUUUAGAUUUACUCAUAUUUGAAUUUCAAGGAUUUAUAGGUGGAUUGGAUUAUAUUAGAACUAGAAAACUCACAAAAGAAGAAUUGCGUGAAAUCUUUAAAUUAUCAGAACAAAGAUGUGUUGAGAAAGUUAAGGAAAUUAAUUAUAGUAAAGCAAAAGAAAUAUUAAAACAAAUAGAUGAACAAAGAGGUUCCUGGAAAAAUAAAGAAAUUAUUUACGAAAAUGAAUCUGAAUAUGUUGGUGAUACUAAAAUCAAAGAAAAGUUUGUACUGAAAGGAGGUUUAGAAGAUGUGGAAACAAUGAUGGGGGUUUUCGAACCUAUAUUUUAUCCUGACAAUCAAAACAGAUUGAAAAGAGUGAAUAAAUUAGCAAAUGAUAUCAGGACUUUUUCAGUUGAACUUGUUGAUAAAAAGGACAAAUUGGAUUUUGAGCUUGGAAGAUUAAAAGAAAUAUUGGAAAAAAUUGGAAAUGAUUUGAAAUUUUUUAAACUUAAAGAAGAAAUUACAGUACCGAUUUAUGAAGAAUAUAAUUUCACGAUUCCUAUAGUUAUAAAAUAUAUUAUCGAGAGUUUGAUAGUUUUAAAGCAGAUGUUUUUUGAGUUGGUUACAGAUGAGAUUAAAGCAUUGGUAAAUGGAUUGAAUUACGUUCGAACUAGAAAUCCUACAAAGGAAGAAAUAGAAAAUAUGUUUGAAGAGAUAAAAGUAAGAUGUGAUGAGAAAAUUAAGGAAAUUGAUGAUGGGAAUAAAGUGAAUGAAGCACUGGAAAAAUUAGAUAAAGGAAGAGAAUCUUGGGUAGUCGAGAAUUGA
Molecule: messenger RNA, 1479 nt
Organism: Dentiscutata erythropus
Lineage: Eukaryota; Fungi; Glomeromycota; Glomeromycetes; Diversisporales; Gigasporaceae
Source: the annotation of a GenBank genome assembly